ACAGUCAUCCGUGCGCUGCGCGGCAAACCCUGUCGCGAGGGCGCCCCGAGUUGCUGCGGGGCCUGAUCCGGCUCCUUUCCAACAAUACGCGUCUGCAGCCGGCAUUUCUAGAGCUCUCUGCUUCUUCCCGCUGGAGAAACCAGUGUGUGUCGUGUUGGAAUGCUUCGUCUUGCCCUAGAAUUCAGCUUGCGUCUUGUGGUGCGCAGGUGACAGGACCUGCCGAACUCUUGGUACAGACCCCUAAAUCAUGGCAGAACUGUCUUGAUUUCUUUUUUGCCACCUUUCCGUUUUUGUCCUCUAUAGGCAAGCUAUAAAGAUUUAACCCAGUUAAAAACAGGAGGGAGAUUCAGCGGAGAGGAGGCAUGCGAGAUUCUUUGGAAAAAAUUAUAUAAAUGUAGUUCUUGCUAAUAAUUACCUGGGUUGGAUACUUUGACUUACUGUUCAAGUUCCUAAGAAGGGAUUUUACAUUUCUGGGUCUUGUUUUAAAAACUGUUAGAAAGCUCGUGAGGGGGUAGGGACAAGCAGUUUUGGUAAUAGGCGAUGCUGUGGAUAAAACUGUGCGGUAAAAUGCCCAAGCUAGAUUCUUCCUAUGCAAAAUAAGACCCGUUCCAGAACACUUUGACCAUUUCGUGGACUUAGAAUUUAAAGGCGGGUGAGGGCGGGGGGGGAGGAGGAGCGGAUUCUAUCACUCUGCAUCCUCAAGGUCAAAUAUUCUUCCAUCAGUUAUUUUGGAUUGAACCAUUCUUAAAUAGGUCUCAGGAUCUCUAUGUCGCUUCCUUAUGACAGAACCUAUUUCCGAGAGUGUGCCUUUGCAUAUCUAUAGAAGCUCCUUUCACUUAAUAUAUCUUAUAACUCAGAUUCAAUUGCUGUACUUGCUAAAUAAUGCAUUUUUAAUCAUUCAAAAAGUGGUUUACAGCUUCCUUGGGUAUAAUGGUUUUUAUGUAAGCCCGUUACAUCAGUGAAAUGCCAGUUUUUAAACAUUGAAGGGAAGGGAGAAUAUUAUUCUUAUUUAUUUCCAUAGGAAGUAGAAUUCAAAGUGCAGGUGCUUUUUUGUUUGCUUUGGAGAAAAAGUAUAGGUCUUUAACAUGACGUUAACAGAAGUCAAAUCUAAGGAUAAUUAGCUUGUUAUGCAAGUUGCAAACAUUUAAGAAGAUCAGAUGAAUUUUUUUUUUUUUUUUUUUUGAGACGGAGUCUCGCUCUGCCGCCCAGGCUGGAGUCCGCGAUCUCGGCUCACUCACUGCAACCUCCGCCCGCCGGGUACAAGCGAGUCUCCUGCCUCAACCUCCCGAGUAGCUGGGACUACAGGUGCAUGCCACCACCCCCGGCUAAUUUUUUGCAUUUUUAGUAGAGAUGGGGCUUCACCGUGUUAGCCAGGAUGGUCUUUCUCUCCUGACCUCGUGAUCCGCCUGCCUCAGCCUCCCAAAGUGCUGGGAUUACAGGCGUGAGCCACCGCGCCUGGCUGAUUAGAUGGAUUUUUAACACUUCCAGUGGUAAUAUAGGGUAAUGUAGCUAGCCUACUCUGUGCUAUGUUGUACGGUAGCACUCUUCAAAAGAAAUUAGAUUGUUCUUGUUCUUUAUUUUUCAUUGUGUGGAAAAGUGCUGAGCCUGCGCUUUGUCCUUGUUUUUGUAGCAUUUGACUUGGCAGUUAAUGGCUUGUGAGCUAAUUUCCUCAUCUGUAGAAUGGGAAGAUUGAUGACACCUGUUUCACAGAAUAGUUGGGAUGAUCACUUGAGGGAAGACGUGAAAUGUCGUCAAGACUCAAACCCUUUAAAAAUACUCGCCUAGUGCACUGGUGGAGGAAGCGAAUGGAAAUAGAGAAGUCCAAGGGCAGAGCCUGGAAAGCUGGGAAGAGGAGGAGCAGCCAGCGGAGGAGCCAGCGAGGGUGUGGACUGGGUUCUGCCGGAGACUUCCAUUUGGCCUCAAUGUGAAAUUAAAGUAGAAAAUCACAUCUACAUGCAUGUUGCUAUCAGGAUGUUGAUUCAUUAGUCAUGCCUGAAGAGGGAAAGUCUGUUUUAGGUGGCUGACUACCAGCAAAAAUAAAUGCUUAUCCUACAUGUCAAGCAUCUCUACUUUUUACUGGAGUGAAAAUCCCCUCCAGAUACCAACAGAAUAUCAACUGCAGAAAAUGCUUCACAUUUUAAGGAUGUCGGCAACCUAAAUUCAUGUACCCUAUCUGUACAGUUGUUGUGGAUGGUUUGCCAUCUGAAAGCUCCUCAAGUUCUUAUCCAGGCCCUGUGUCUGUUUCUGAAAUGUCUCUGCUUCAUGCUUUGGGUCCAGUGCAGACCUGGCUGGGACAAGAGCUCGAGAAAUGUGGCAUUGAUGCCAUGAUUUACACUCGGUAUGUCCUCAGUCUUCUGCUGCAUGACAGCUAUGACUACGACCUGCAGGAACAGGAGAAUGACAUCUUCCUGGGCUGGGAAAAAGGAGCUUAUAAGAAAUGGGGAAAGAGUAAGAAAAAAUGUUCAGAUCUAACUCUAGAAGAAAUGAAAAAACAGGCUGCUGUCCAGUGUCUUCGAUCUGCUUCUGAUGAAAGCUCUGGUAUCGAGACUUUAGUGGAGGAGCUCUGCUCCAGACUGAAAGACCUUCAGAGUAAGCAAGAAGAGAAGAUUCACAAAAAGUUAGAGGGGUCUCCCUCUCCAGAGGCAGAAUUAUCCCCUCCAGCAAAGGAUCAAGUGGAAAUGUACUAUGAAGCAUUUCCACCACUUUCUGAGAAACCAGUUUGCCUGCAAGAAAUCAUGACUGUGUGGAACAAGUCUAAAGUCUGUUCUUACUCUAGCUCUUCUUCAUCAUCCACAGCCCCACCAGCUAGCACAGAUACUUCCUCUCCUAAGGACUGCAACAGUGAAAGUGAAGUCACCAAGGAAAGAAGCAGUGAAGUACCCACCACUGUGCAUGAGAAAACCCAGAGCAAAAGCAAAAACGAGAAGGAAAACAAAUUUAGUAAUGGCACAAUUGAAGAAAAGCCUGCUUUGUACAAAAAGCAAAUCCGACAUAAACCUGAAGGAAAGAUUCGCCCUCGCUCGUGGUCUUCUGGCUCCAGUGAAGCAGGCUCAAGUUCCAGUGGGAAUCAGGGAGAAUUAAAAGCAUCCAUGAAGUAUGUUAAAGUAAGACACAAGGCACGAGAGAUUCGAAACAAAAAAGGGCGGAAUGGGCAAAGCAGGCUUUCUUUGAAGCACGGUGAAAAGGCUGAAAGGAACAUUCAUACUGGAAGUAGUAGCAGUAGCAGCAGUGGUUCUGUCAAACAGCUGUGCAAGCGGGGUAAGAGACCUUUAAAAGAAAUAGGGAGAAAAGAUCCUGGGAGCACUGAAGGAAAAGACCUGUACAUGGAGAAUAGAAAGGACACAGAGUAUAAAGAGGAGCCCUUGUGGUACACCGAGCCAAUUGCUGAAUAUUUUGUUCCUCUGAGCAGAAAAAGUAAACUAGAGACCACAUACCGAAACAGACAGGAUACAAGUGAUCUGACAUCAGAGGCAGUGGAAGAAUUGUCUGAAUCAGUGCAUGGUCUUUGUAUCAGCAACAAUAAUCUUCAUAAAACAUACCUCGCAGCAGGUACUUUCAUUGAUGGUCAUUUUGUAGAAAUGCCUGCAGUUAUAAAUGAGGAUAUUGACCUCACUGGGACCUCAUUAUGUUCUCUACCAGAGGACAAUAAAUACCUGGAUGAUAUUCAUCUAUCAGAAUUAACGCACUUCUAUGAAGUGGAUAUUGAUCAAUCCAUGUUGGAUCCUGGUGCCUCAGAAACAAUGCAAGGAGAAAGUCGGAUUUUGAAUAUGAUUCGACAGAAAAGCAAAGAGAACACAGAUUUUGAGGCAGAAUGUUGCAUAGUGUUAGAUGGUAUGGAGUUGCAAGGGGAACGUGCAAUAUGGACAGAUUCUACCAGCUCCGUAGGUGCUGAGGGCUUAUUCCUGCAGGACCUUGGCAAUCUGGCUCAGUUUUGGGAGUGCUGUUCAUCCAGCUCCGGUGAUGCUGAUGGGGAGAGUUUUGGAGGAGACUCUCCAGUUAGACUCUCUCCCAUCUUAGACAGCACAGUGCUCAAUUCACACCUGCUUGCUGGCAAUCAAGAGCUCUUUUCAGAUAUUAAUGAAGGAUCUGGUAUAAACUCUUGUUUUUCAGUGUUUGAAGUGCAAUGCAGUAAUUCUGUUUUACCAUUUUCUUUUGAAACACUCAACUUGGGAAAUGAAAAUACAGAUUCUAGUGCUAAUAUGCUUGGGAAAACACAGUCUAGAUUGCUAAUAUGGACCAAAAAUAGUGCCUUUGAAGAAAAUGAACACUGUUCUAAUCUUUCAACAAGAACUUGUAGUCCAUGGUCCCAUUCAGAAGAAACACGUUCAGACAAUGAAACAUUAAAUAUUCAGUUUGAAGAAUCCACACAGUUUAAUGCCGAAGAUAUUAAUUAUGUAGUUCCUAGAGUCUCGUCAAAUUAUGUAGAUGAAGAACUUCUAGAUUUUUUGCAAGAUGAAACUUGCCAGCAAAACAGUAGAACUUUAGGUGAGAUUCCUACAUUAGUUUUCAAAAAAACAUCUAAACUAGAAUCCGUCUGUGGUAUUCAGCUAGAACAAAAAACAGAAAACAAAAAUUUUGAAACUACACAAGUAUGUAAUGAAAGUCCACAUGGAGAUGGCUACAGCUCAGGGGUUAUUAAAGACAUUUGGACAAAGAUGGCAGACACAAAUUCUGUGGCUACAGUAGAAAUAGAAAGAACUGAUGCUGAGUUGUUUUCGGCAGAUGUAAAUAACUACUGCUGCUGUCUAGAUGCUGAAGCUGAACUGGAGACCCUUCAGGAGCCUGAUAAGGCUGUGCGGAGGUCAGAGUACCAUCUGUGGGAGGGACAGAAAGAGAGCCUGGAGAAAAGAGCAUUUGCUUCUAGUGAGCUAUCAAACGUGGAUGGUGGUGAUUAUACAACACCCUCUAAACCCUGGGAUGUAGCCCAAGAUAAAGAAAACACAUUCAUUCUUGGAGGAGUUUAUGGAGAACUCAAAACCUUCAAUAGUGAUGGGGAGUGGGCAGUCGUACCACCUAGUCACACAAAAGGAAGUCUGUUACAGUGUGCAGCUUCUGAUGUUGUGACGAUAGCUGGUACAGAUGUCUUUAUGACCCCAGGAAACAGUUUUGCUCCUGGGCACAGGCAGUUAUGGAAACCCUUCGUGUCAUUUGAACAGAAUGAUCAGCCGAAGAGUGGGGAAAAUGGGUUAAAUAAGGGAUUUUCUUUUAUCUUCCAUGAAGACUUACUAGGAGCUUGUGGCAACUUUCAAGUCGAAGAUCCUGGACUUGAAUACUCAUUUUCUUCCUUUGACUUAAGCAAUCCAUUUUCACAAGUUCUUCAUGUAGAAUGCUCAUUUGAACCUGAAGGGAUUGCAUCUUUCAGCCCCAGUUUUAAACCGAAAUCAAUCCUCUGUUCUGAUUCAGACAGUGAAGUGUUUCACCCCAGGAUAUGUGGUGUUGACAGAACACAAUACAGGGCUAUUCGGAUCUCUCCUCGGACUCACUUUCGCCCAAUUUCUGCAUCCGAACUGUCCCCAGGAGGAGGAAGCGAGUCAGAAUUUGAAUCUGAGAAAGAUGAAGCAAAUAUUCCCAUUCCUUCUCAAGUUGAUAUAUUUGAAGAUCCGCAGGCAGAUCUCAAACCUUUGGAAGAAGAUGCAGAGAAAGAAGGCCAUUACUAUGGAAAAUCAGAGCUUGAGUCUGGAAAAUUCCUUCCCAGGUUAAAAAAAUCUGGGAUGGAAAAGAGUGCUCAGACAUCACUGGAUUCCCAGGAGGAAUCAACUGGGAUUCUUUCAGUAGGAAAGCAAAAUCAGUGUUUGGAAUGUAGCAUGAAUGAAUCCCUGGAAAUAGAUUUAGAAAGCUCAGAAGCAAAUUGUAAAAUAAUGGCACAAUGCGAGGAAGAAAUUAAUAAUUUUUGUGGUUGCAAAGCAGGUUGUCAGUUUCCUGCUUAUGAAGAUAAUCCAGUUUCUUCGGGACAGCUGGAAGAGAUUGGGAAGAAAGAAAAAGAGGAAAGAAGCAAGAUUCUACAUCAUACCACUACCAUAUUCCUUCGCUUUCUAUUCCCUGUAUUGAACACUGAUAUACAAGGAAUGAAUAGAAGUCAAGAAAAACAGACCUGGUGGGAAAAAGCCUUGUACUCUCCUCUUUUUCCUGCAUCAGAGUGUGAAGAAUGUUACACAAAUGCCAAGGGAGAGAGUGGUUUAGAAGAAUAUCCAGAUGCUAAAGAGACACCCAGUAAUGAAGAGCGCCUGUUAGAUUUUAAUAGGGUGUCUUCUGUUUAUGAAGCAAGAUGUACAGGAGAGAGAGAUUCUGGAGCAAAGUCAGAUGGCUUCCGCGGAAAGAUGUGCUCCAGCGCCAGCUCCACCUCGGAAGAGACAGGCUCAGAAGGCGGAGGCGAGUGGGUGGGCCCUAGUGAAGAGGAGCUCUUUUCUCGAACUCAUCUCUAAACCUGCAAAAUAGUACAAAUUAUUGUUUAAAAAUGAUAUGUGAUGGAAAAUUACUCUUCAGUGAGACCUGUUAAUCUAAAACAACAACUUAGGUUUCCUCUUCAAUUAACUGAUUCAGAUUGGUAAUAAUUAUCUUUCUCUUCUUGCUUAUUUUAGAGUUGAGGACAGCUAUCCUGUUAAAGAUUUUUUUUCCCAGCUGUUAAAUUCUUGGCUAUUUGAAAUAGACUAGAUUGUGUUGUCAAAUCAAGAAUGGGUGUGCAUGUGCUUGUCUUAGAAGUAUCACUGCUUUUUGCAUCUUAACUGCAGUUAAUUUUCCUUCCGACUGCGGUUAUAUCACUAUGACCUUACUAGCAUUGCAGUGUCAACAACCACUUCUGCUCUUCAGAGACUUCAGCUUUGGAGCAUUUAGGCUUUGUUCUCCAAGAACUGGGAUAUCCAUUCUUACCCUACAGUGGCUUGAUGCCUUUCUGAAGGCGAGAGGGAAGCCUGGGUGACUCAGCGGUGGUCUCCAUUCAGCAAAAUCUCAUGUACAUUUCCAGUAGGAACCGCAGAGGUGUGCUUUUCAAGACUCACCAAAUACUGUGUUUUCUCUCUUAGGAUUUCUUUUCCCCUAAAGUAUCACGGAAGAUACUAUGGUUCGUGACUUUCUUGCUAACUGAAGAAGCCAAGGAUUUGGGGUGUGGGGUCGUAUGCGAGACACAGUGGGGUAAGGGUGCAUACCCCACCCCUUACCUGCUCUCAUACUGCAGUUACAUUUACACCAAAACCCCAUGCAGGGUUCUUUGUGGUGAGUGUUCCAUACGUGCUAAGGACCUUAGUUACAGAUUGUUACUUUCUGGUGACCUAUGUUGAAUUGAAACCCCCAAAACUUGAAAUUGUGAACAUUUGACAUGCAGUAAAGGCCACCUCAUCACCCAGAGAAAUCUUUGGCUGCUGCAGCUAGCCGCUUCUUGGCUGUGAUGUAGUAUAGCUUCGAUCUCAUUUUGUGUUUGAGAGAAUGUUCUGGGCAAGUUCUGUGUGUGGUGGGUUGGGGCGGGUAGAGUCAUGAGUUUUCCACAUCCCUGUGUGGUGGUUUUGCUGACUGUCGCUCCGUGGGACUGGCUCCCGUUUCUCCUUGGUGAGCCCGGGGAGCCGGCGCAUCUUGUGAGUCGCGUCUGUGCAUGGCGAUCCGCUCCUCCGGCUCUCAUGGCAUUGUGCCACAGGCAGAGGCCAGGAGGAGCAGUAUGUGCACAGCCGAAACAUUUUACAUUUUUUACAUUGUUUUUCUUUUUUAACCAACUCAUUGUUUAAAAAACAAAAACAAAAAAAACCUAAUCUGUGAAAUCAGCGUAGCAUGCCUGGAGCAUCAGGAAUGGCAGAAAAGUCUGAUGCGCUCUAGACAGCUUCACCACUCAUUUGGGCAGGCAGUAAACACACAUAUAAUUUAUUAGCUGGGAGCUGAACUGGCUGUGAAAUCUAUGAUUUGCUUUGAACAUUUGGGUUUUGUUGCCUUUUUCUUAAUUGAUAACACAGAAAAGAAAGUACCAUCAAAGACUGUGGAGUCAUUGAGGGUCUGUGUGUCCUCACCGAGAGGGACCUGGUGUGCCCGCCGGGUCGAUCUUCCCACGUGUUAGGGUUUAUUUUUAUACAACACAUUUUUUGACACUUUAAGGUGGGUGGGUGUGUGUGUGUGUGUGUGUGUGCGCGCGUGCGCGCGCGCAUGUGUAAGGUUUUAUGUUGCUGUUAUUUAUUUACGAACUUCAGAUACGUUUUUAUGUAUUUUUCAUUCUUCUGGAGCUUCCUAAAAAUUGAUAAGCAUCUGCACUGAAAUAUAAUUUAACAGCAAAAGUAAAAAAGGAUUGAAAGUUGUAAAUUCCUCAUAUCACUACAGUGACGAUUAUUCUAGAAAUCGUUGCUUGUGUAGCAAAGACCAAAUAAAUAGAUUUCAGACACAACCUUGAGCACAGUUGAUUUUGGACAGCUGCUGUUUAUUAGGAAAGGGCUCCAGGUGGCAAAGGUGCACACUUCCUCAGACACAGGUGAGAAGAUGCAGCACCUUCCACAGGUGAAUGGGACGGAUUCGAAGUGAGCAAAGGGAUUCACAAAUUAUGUAUUUAUUUGUUUUCAUAGUUAAGUAGCUGAAGCUCAGAGGCUUUCAGCAACAGAGAUGAAAGUGUGGCUUUUUAGUUUUGUGAAUGGAUGAUCACAAAGAAAAAGCAUUUUUAAAAAGUUGGCAAACGCUGAAACGCACUGUGGUAUGAAGCGCAUUGCAUUUCCAUAGCACUGAAGUACCAGUUUCCAUUCCUGGGCUGAGAUUGUUUUUCCCGUGGUUGUAUUGUUCUGAUUUCACGUACACCAGAGUAACUGAUUUUUUUUUGUUUGUUUUCUUGUGGAGUUAACACCAAAUAAAAAUUGUAAAAAACAGUUUGUUGUUUUUAUUUCUCAUAGCAAAGCUUCUUUUGUAAAGAACUCCAGCUUCCUUUUACUCAUGAGCAUCCGUGGAAGAGCAAGUGCCCAGGUUACAUUUGUUCUAGAUGGAGGUCAUUUAGCUCUCAUUGCAGACACUGCUGAAAACAUUGUGCAGCUUUGCUAGGGAAGAAAGUGGUGUGGCCUGCUGAGAAAUCAGCGGCUCCUCCCCAUCUCACCCCCAGCACACGCAGGGACUACUACCUGAGUCUGCAAAACACAUAGCAUUUUUGUCCGUGGAUGGUACACAAAGCUCAAUCUUUUUGUUUUCUUCUGGGGAAAAAAUUAAAUCUUUAUAUGUUAAUAUGAUUGAUAUUCAUUGUGCAAAAAAAAUCAGUGUGUUUUUAAAGAAGUAUAAGGGAAAAGGAAAACUCAUAUGUCCUUCUGUCACUCUGAGACAUACACUGGUAACAUCUGUGCAAGCCCCUUUCCAGGAUUCUGAAUGUACAGUAUAUAUGAAUGCAUACACAGAGAAAUUUACAUUCAAGAGUGUACUAUACUUGUUCUUCUAUAACAUCAGAAAUAGGUUUUUACUCAGAUGUCUUCAUGUCGGUAAUUAUAGAACUACAUAAUUAUUUUUAUAGCUGUAUUAUGUAGAUUUAACAGGUUCCUCAUUGAUAAAACAAUGUUUUUUUGGUUGUUUAUUCAGUAUCUGAAUAACGUUUCUAUGGACAUCUGUAAACAUGUAUGAGGGGACUUUUAAAAGUUCAUGGAAAAUGGAAUUAAAAGAAAAAUAAAAAAAUAUAAACUUUA
This is a messenger RNA of Homo sapiens (human), 9620 nucleotides long. RefSeq names its product KIAA0232. NCBI's taxonomy places the organism in Eukaryota, Metazoa, Chordata, Mammalia, Primates, Hominidae. Bases 2163 to 6422 code for a protein of 1419 amino acids. The record is from RefSeq and is a predicted model, not a curated record. The transcript is spliced from 11 exons.